GGCGCCGCGCAUGCGCGCUGUGUGCAGACGCAGCCUUGAUAUAGGGGCGGGGGCGCGAGCGCCGCAUUGCAGGCGGGCGCAGGACCAUGGCGCGACGACUGCUGACCCUCCUCGGCCUCUUGGCGGCCGCUGUGGCCAGCCCUGUUUUGUGGCAGAAGGACUGUGUGAAGGGUCCAGAAGUCUGGUGUCAGAGUCUUCGCACAGCGUCGCAGUGUGGAGCGGUGAAGCACUGCCAGCAGAAUGUCUGGAGCAAGCCUACUGUAAACAGCAUCCCCUGUGAUUUAUGCAAGGAACUUGUAACAGUGGUUGGCAAGGUUUUGAAGGACAAUGGCACAGAGGAUGAGAUUCGCUCUUACUUGGAAAAGACAUGCGAGUUUCUUCCUGACCAAGGCCUGGCCUCUGAGUGCAAGGAAAUUGUGGACUCCUACCUACCAGUUAUCAUGGACAUGAUCAAAGAAGAAUUCGAUAAACCUGAAGUUGUGUGUAGUGCCCUCUCACUGUGCCAGUCCCUUCAGAAGCAUCUUGCAGCAAUGAAGCUUCAGAAACAGCUUCAGUCCAAUAAGAUACCAGAGCUGGACUUCUCUGAACUGACAUCUCCAUUCAUGGCUAAUGUGCCCCUUCUCCUUUACCCUCAAGACAAACCCAAGCAGAAGUCUAAGGGAACUGAGGAUGUAUGCCAGGACUGCAUUCGGCUGGUUACUGAUGUUCAGGAGGCUGUGAGGACAAAUGCAACUUUUGUGAAGUCCUUAGUUGCUCAUGCCAAGGAAGAAUGUGACCGCCUUGGACCUGGGAUGUCUGAUAUGUGCAAGAGCUAUAUCUCUGAAUAUUCUGACUUGGCCAUCCAGAUGAUGAUGCACAUGGUAAGAUCACAACCAAAGGAUAUUUGUGCCAUGGUUGGAUUCUGUCCUUCUGUGAAAUCUGUUCCCCUUCAGACUCUGGUGCCAGCUCAAGUGGUUCAUGAAGUGAAAAUGGAAACUGUGGAGAAAGCUGCAGUUCAAGAGAAGACUUUUUCUGUGUGUGAAAUCUGUGAGACGAUGGUGAAAGAAGUGACUGGCCUGUUGGAGAGCAACAAGACAGAGGAGGAGAUUGUGCAUGAAAUGGAGGUCGUCUGCUACCUGCUCCCAGCAAGUGUCAAAGAUCAGUGUAAGGACUUCAUAGAGGUCUAUGGCCAGGCUUUGAUUGAUAUGCUCCUGGAAGCGACAAAUCCUGAGGCUGUGUGUGUUAUGCUGAAAUGCUGUGCAGCCAACAAGCCUCCGCAGCAGCCAGUUGUGGUGAAACCCGCAGGUGGCUUCUGUGAUAUCUGCAAGAUGGUAGUAGCUUAUGCAGACAAAGAACUUGAGAAGAAUGCCACAACAACUGAGAUUGAGGCUUUACUGGAAAAAGUCUGUCACUUCUUACCAGAGUCUGUCAGUGAUCAGUGUGUUCAGUUUGUGGAACAGUAUGAACCUGUGGUUGUACAACUCUUGGCAGAGAUGAUGGAUCCCACUUUUGUUUGCACUAAAUUAGGAGUCUGUGGAGCAGCUAAAAAGCCUCUCCUAGGGGAUGAUGCUUGUGUUUGGGGUCCAGGUUACUGGUGUAAGAACAUGGAGACUGCUGCUCAGUGCAACGCUGUUGAUCACUGCAGACGUCACGUGUGGAACUAGAAGUAUUUUCCAGUACUGAAAGUUUGCCAUGGCUCAUAAAAACGUGGACUGAGGCUGGAGAGCUGUAUCUCAAAUGUCCCUCCUCUCUGCCUCGUUAACAAUUUGACCUUCAAGUUCCUUUAUUGUAACUCUUCUGUAGCAGUGCUGCUGUUGAAGGAUCAGAUCUUCAUUGUUGACUUAACAAAGAUAUUUCUGGCUGUACAGUUUAACUCAUUAUGCUCCUGAAAAUAGUCAGUGUGUUGUAGAUUUUAAUUGGUAGGCUGAAGUUUUUUUAGGUGCUGGGAAGAAUGAUGAAAGAUGAAAUGAUCUCUUAUCUUUUAAUUUAAAAAAGAAAAGAUAGUGACUAAACUUUUAAAUAUCUUUCUGUAGCCAGCUUUGGGAAGAUGACAUGUUGUGUUUAACAUCUGUCUGGAGUACUAGUUUUGUGCUUACUGUUGGGGAACCCUAAGGGAUGAUGUUGAAUCCUGGAAUUCCUUCAGCUGGAGUUUUCAAAGCUUUACAGAUACAGGAAAGGGGACUUGAUGUGCCCAGCAAACUUUCAAAGCAACCAGUAUAUAAAAAGGUUACAUUUGCACUUGAGUGGUCACACUUAAGACUUGUAGUGUUGUCAUAGCCAGGGAAAACCCUCAACAUUAGAUCAUGUUCUUUUUAUUUCCUUGGACCGCUCAGCUUCAACAUGGGUGUUCUCUUGUCAAGCUCUGAACAGUUCAGUCUUUUCAAGCAUGCUGACACACUUAAGGAAUGCCUCCCCCCCUUUUUUUUUUCCCCCCUACUUGCUCACCGAUUCUGCUUCAUCUUACAGCUUGCUACGUGCAGCCAGCCUGGUGCUAAGGAGGUAGAGCAAACUGACUCGAUAGGAGAUGGAGGUGAAAAAGUCAGCAGGGGCUCCAUGUAUGUGAAAGCCUGUACAGUUUAGCAGGCAGAACGUGUGGGAGAUGGUUUUACUGUAAAAUGCUGUUUCGUUCCUUGCUUUUGGUUUUCUCUCGUGGCGUAUUCCAGUAAUCUUAAAGCUUCAGAGGUACUGUUAGGCUUGCAGGUAGUUCCCACUGCUGCCACCCAUUCUCAGUGACAUUCAUCCUCCUGAGUAGUUUGAAGUAUAACUUUCUCUUUUCUCAGAGUUCCCAUUUCUAUUGGGAAAUGCACCUGAGUUGCAAGUGGAGAUGGCAGAGAGUGAGAAUGCUGUUGCAGGUAUUUUACAGCUUUGCUGGCAUGCCUGGCAGCCUUUCACAGUGGCACAGCAGGAAAACAUCACACUGAAAUUAUCUGAACCUUUGAACAGAAGACUUUUAAGGCAGACUGCUACCCUGAAAACAAGUCAGGCCCUUGAGGUAGGGGCUUUCAGGAUGAGAAUCAUGCUUAUGUUGUUCAAGACAGACCUUUUACCGGCUUUAUGUGCUAAAUUCUGAACAAGGUAACUCCUCAGAAGGCACAAGAGUAGCACUGGAGAGUCCUCUGGGAAGGAGAAGCUGGGCUGUGUGGAGCUUUGAAAACUCCAGUCCUGUUCAGAAAGUGCUGGCAACUGCUCCUCUUUGUGCAGCGCCUCGGGUGAGACGGGAGCUCUGCUAAUAGGGCUUCAGGAGCAAGCAAACUCAUUUUCAUGGGGUUGAAUUGAAAACCACUCAACUGCAUCUUUUUCUUACUACUUGUACACACUGAAUGUCUGGGCGGUCUUGACAGAUACUGAGACAGAUUUAUCUUUCCUGUUUGUGUACAGAACUCUGAAGCACUCCCUGCUUUAAAAAAAGUCCUCUAAAGGUGUACAAUAUCAGCAGCUUUCUAUCUUGGCAGGCUUGUGCAGUGCUUCUAGUGGUGUAUCCCAGCAGGGGUAAGUGUCCCAGGUAGAUGAUGGUCUCUCCUCAGCAUGGCUGCCCCUGGAGAGGUGCAGGUUGUCACACUGCAGCAUGCAGUAUGGGAUUGGAUCUUUUAAAAUGAUUUUUUUUUUUUUCUUUUAGGGGGGUGGAUUGACAUUUGCUCUUAUCAACUGGCAAGGUUGUAAUUCCUGUGGGUUUUUUAGUAGUGGAGGACUCAUGCUGGCAGCCUGUAGGGCAAGGUGAGCUGGGCGAAGUCCUGUGCUCCUGCUGGGAAUCUCUUCAGUUUUUUCUCACUUCCUGUGGAAUGUGGCACCUGACCUGCUUGAGUUACGUGUGUGGGGGGACAUGCAGUUGCUUUCUAAAGAACAUUGUCUUGAUUUAUUAUUAUUUUUUUUUUUUGCACAAAAGCUUCUUUAAUGAACAAUAAAAACCUCUGUAAACUGGUAA
Molecule: messenger RNA, 3901 nt
Organism: Tympanuchus pallidicinctus (lesser prairie-chicken)
Lineage: Eukaryota; Metazoa; Chordata; Aves; Galliformes; Phasianidae
Product: prosaposin
Exons: 14
Coding region: 87-1643 (518 amino acids)
Biological process (GO): sphingolipid metabolic process
Cellular component (GO): lysosome
Source: RefSeq, a predicted model, not a curated record